Messenger RNA from Cottoperca gobio, 2583 nucleotides. RefSeq names its product WD repeat containing planar cell polarity effector (gene wdpcp). Gene Ontology annotation, biological process: establishment of protein localization; nervous system development; cilium organization. The record is from RefSeq and is a predicted model, not a curated record. Gene Ontology annotation, molecular function: protein binding. NCBI's taxonomy places the organism in Eukaryota, Metazoa, Chordata, Actinopteri, Perciformes, Bovichtidae. Gene Ontology annotation, cellular component: axonemal basal plate. The coding region runs from base 505 to 2583 and encodes 692 amino acids. The transcript has 18 exons.
UUGAAAGUCAAAUAAAUCCUGGCUAUAUGUAAUAGUACACUUACUUAUGCUAUCGAAACAGGCUUUAAUAUAAUAUGUUUAAUGACCUAGCUGGUUGUAUUACAGGCUUCUACAGGAUCGCUAAUGAGCUAGCGGGUUAGCAUAGCCCUUAAAGUACCGCUUGUUGUUGCUUAGCGACCUGUAUCCUGCGUUAGCAAAGAGCCACCUAGCAUCCCGAGUACUGUUUGUUUGUAACUUUAGCUUUGCCACUCGUUAGGAAGUUAAACUGAGGACCAACGUGUGUAAAUAAAUGGACUGAACAGCGGCGUUAACAUAAGUUAUCCAUAUGCAACGUAACACUAACUGGUUAUAUGUUAUGUUAUGUUAAUGUUGUUAAGUUUGGAUGAUGCUAACUACUCGGAGCAAACAGCAACUGACGUUAACGUGUCUUUCAUCAACCAACGAUAACACCUCUGAAGCUGAGCAACUGAAAUAAUCAAGACUCGGGUUACACUCCUCCAUCAGAUGGCGUUUUGCUUGGCUGAGCUGCACUUGUGGUCCACCAAGAGCUCACUCCAAGUCAAAGAUACAGAUAUUGGCACCUAUCAGUACUACGAUAAAGGAGAGCCAGCCAAUCCUCUGGAGCAUCACUACUACAAUGAGAAACUCCAUUUCUCUGAAGCUCGAGGCUAUUCGUGGAACCCCAGGAACCGCCGACCAGAGAAGCUACGUGAUUCGCUGAAGGAGUUGGAGGAACUGUUGCAGACCAACACCUGUGUUCACACCAGAUGGAGGAACAAGCAUUGCUGCCAGGUUUUGCUAAGCAGUGGAGUACUGGUGACCCUGACCCUAAAUGGACCUCAGCUAGAACAAGUGUAUGUAGACCGUACAUUAGUGGGCCGACUUCCAGCCAACACGGUGGCUGAUGCGGUGCUGAGCGACAGGCUGAUUCUGCUGUCCUUCCUGGAGCAGAGCCAAGUGGCUGCAGUCUACCUCAACCACAAGAACCAGGACUCCCCAGAGACUGGCAGGCGAACAGACAAACUCUCCCCCUCUGAAAUCAAGGUGGUGUGUGUGGAGGUGAGUGGGCAGGGACGUAGGCUCCGCAGGCGUGUGGCUCUCAACCGUCUCCAGGAUGUGGCGCUCUGCUGGUGGGACUUGGACGAGCCCGGUGAGGAGCUGUGGCCCUGGACUCCCGCAAACACGCACAGGAACAACCUGAUCCUUCUCAGCUGCUCACCUGCUGAAGGCCUCAAGGUCCUUGGCUCCCUCCGGACAGAAGGGAAUCCUCUGGACUGCCGCUUCAGCCUGCUGCAGCCCUACCAGCUGCUAACAGUCGAGCUACCUGCAGGGCCCCCAGGAUUCAGAGAGGGCUCCUGGGCCGACACCUGUGUCUACGAAUGUGCAAGAGGGCACCUGCACCGCCUGUCUGUCACCCGCAUCCCGCUUACAUCCCAUGCUGUCUCCUGCUCACGUCACCCCUCUGAGAGCGCACUUCUCCUGGGCUUAAGCGACUCCUCCUUGGUCCUGUAUGACCAGCGACGGGGGGUCUCUCUCCUGGCCUCCUGCCCCGUACCACCCACUUUCCUCACCUGGCACCCUGCUGGAGCUGUGGUCGUGGUAGGGGGAGAGCAGGGGGAGCUGAUGUGCUUUGAUAUGGGAUUGGCACCUGUAAGCAUGGCACUGGUAGCAGAGGAGGUGGCUCCAGCUGCCACGCUAAGACUAGCUGAACACCUGCGCUGCUGUGGAGGACUGGAGGGACUGCAGUGGACGACAGGCUUGGAGGGAGAUGUACUGAUGUUGGCCUUUCAUGGGGGACCACUAGGAGCCUUGAGAUUCAGACUAGGAGCGCUGACUGGAGGCCAGAUGGGUCCUGGGGAGCUGCUGCAGCAGCGGCUGCGUUGUGGCCAGGUCAGAGAGGCUCUGGGCAUCCUGGAGGCCAUGGACUGGAGCAUCAUGGGAGACGAGUGCCACCGAGGCCUGAGCUCAGUCACCAACCACCUGCUGAGGCUGGAGCUGAACGCAGAGAGAGAGGCCCAACUAGAAGCCACUCUGGGCGUGUUUUAUGCUCCACCUGCUCCUCUCUCGGAUGUCGUGAUACUAGAGUACAGGCGGCCGAUCAGCAAGUGUGCCCGCCGCUUUUUUCACCACCUUCUCAGACACCAGCGCUUUGAGAAGGCCUUCCUCCUCGCCGUGGAUUUAGAAGCCAGAGAUUUAUUCAUGGACCUCCAUUAUGUUGCCAGCGAUAAAGGCGAGCUGGUGCUAGCGGAUGUGGCCAAGAGGAAAGCUAAUGAAAUCGAGGCCCAGACCGUCACAAGCAACGAAGAUCCUCUGAGGAGCAGAGAUGUGGCGUGUGCUUCCAGCCUCGGGGACAGACGGCCCGACGCGAACCAGAGUGCAACAGCACCUUCGUGCACAGACGCAACACAGGCUGAUGGAAGAGCCAAUCAGAGGAGACCACCAGCAGAGAGCCUACGUGUGACCGUGAGCCCAGAUGUGUUCAGGAUACUGAGACAAACAGAAAGCAGUGACGGCAACAGAGACAGCAGGAAUGACGACGAAGACGUCGGGAUGCUUCAUGUGGUCCAUUUAGGAAUGGUUUGA